AUGUACUGGUACAUAUCUUUCCUGCGUCCACCUCCUGUGACUGCACCAGCUUCAAGCACCAUCCUCAUCACUCCUCAAGUCGCCAACGACCUCCGUACCGAACUUCGAUAUGAUCCUACUCCCCUCGUUUUCACAUGGCAACGUGUGUCGCCUUCAUCCGAUCCUCCUCUUCCAUUCUCAGGACUGACCACUUUUCUUCCUCCCGAAAGCACAUACCGACCUAUCCCUAUUUCCCUGCCAAAAGUAGCAAAGAAAGGCGAGCGAUGGCGUCUGGGUAUCUUCUCCAAUCCAGCUAUAGGUUCCUUGGAUCAACUCAAGAUACUUGGAAGCCUAUUGGAACAUCCUGAUGUGGUUGGAGUAUGGAGCGAGGGGAUGCUCCUCACUUCACCUGUACUCACGGGAAAGAAUGACGGGAAAGUUGGAAGUGGGAAGGGAAAGGGAAAAGAAGAGGAUAUGCCAAAACAAGGACGUAUAUCCAGAGAGUGGGCCUUGGACAAAUCUACAACGCUAAGAAUAGUCGAGCAGACAUCGUUUGAUCUUGACAAGAAAAUUUGGGAUUCAGGUCUCGCUCUGAGCGCCUGGUUAUGGCAGUUACUGCGAUCAUCUCUCUCCACCAAGAACAAAUAUGCUCAGAGCUUAGUAUGCGAUAUCCUAGAGGUUUUGCGCUCAGAGGGAGGAGAAGUGCUGGAACUAGGAAGCGGUACAGGUCUGGUGUCUAUCGCGUUAUCAUUAGCGAUGACCCAAACUGAUCGGCGAGGUGUUGUGAAGAUAACAGCAACUGAUCUGGAAUCGGCGAUGGAUCUGAUGGACGAAAACAUUGCUCUGAAUCAGCAUCUCUACGAAUCGGUCGUCUUAUCAGCCAAAGUGUUGGACUGGGAGCGACCUCUUCCCCCUGAGAUCGCUCAAAACCGGCCUCGCCUAGUUAUAGCCGCAGAUGUGACUUAUAACACUGCUUCUUUCCCUUCACUCCUGCGGACGAUUUCUUCUUUAUUGAUGACGCCUGAGGGUAAUAUGCAGCCAGUCCUGUUAUUGGCAUACAAAGAGCGUGAUCCGGGAGAAAGAGAAUUGUGGGACAUGCUUCGAGACGCAGGCGUGAACAUGAAACUUGUAGACAAGGUCAGAGGUUGUGAGGAAGGGGAGGAAGGAACGGUGGAAAUUUGGUCCGGCACUUGUCAUUCAUGA
Tremella mesenterica DSM 1558 is the source of this 1182-nucleotide messenger RNA. RefSeq lists its product as uncharacterized. Bases 1 to 1182 code for a protein of 393 amino acids. The transcript is spliced from 5 exons. The record is from RefSeq and is a predicted model, not a curated record. Lineage: Eukaryota; Fungi; Basidiomycota; Tremellomycetes; Tremellales; Tremellaceae.